Messenger RNA from Tarenaya hassleriana, 1355 nucleotides. RefSeq names its product haloacid dehalogenase-like hydrolase domain-containing protein 3. NCBI's taxonomy places the organism in Eukaryota, Viridiplantae, Streptophyta, Magnoliopsida, Brassicales, Cleomaceae. The transcript has 4 exons. Bases 336 to 1097 code for a protein of 253 amino acids. The record is from RefSeq and is a predicted model, not a curated record.
UGCGCCAACACGCUUGUACACCGGUACACGGAUAUAUGCGUGUUUAUAUAUAUUGUGUAUAUACACCUCGUGAUGCCUGAGUUUGGUGUUAUGGUUCCAUUCUAGUCUGGAGUUUUUCAAGCUGAGAAGAAAACCCAGGACGGGAAGAAGAAGAAGAAAAAAACAGGGAAAUAAUGGCGAUUACUUCCAUCUAAUUCUGGAUUCUCGCCUUUUUCUGUUCUGGGUUCUCUGAUUUGUGAAACUUCAUUGAAGCCCUCUGAUACUUGCAUCAAGAUUUUGGACAAAAGUUCAAAUUUAUUGAAAGGUUUCACUUUGAGGCAAAAUCUACAAAAAUCAUGUCAUUUCUGUCAAAGUUAAGGUGCGUCACUGUGGAUGUUACCGGUACUCUCAUAGCAUACAAAGGGGAGCUCGGUGAUUACUACUGCAUGGCUGCCAAAGCAGUUGGUUUGCCUUGCCCUGACUAUAAACGAGUCCAUGAAAGCUUUAAAUUUGCUUACACAGAGAUGGCCCAGAAAUAUCCUUGUUUCGGAUUUGCAGCCAAAAUGCCCAACAUUGUGUGGUGGAAGACUUGUGUCAGAAAUUCGUUCGUGAAGGCAGGAUAUGACUAUGAUGAGGAAACCUUUGAGAAGAUAUUCAGGCGCAUAUACGCAUCUUUUGGGUCAGCUGCACCUUACACUGUGUUUGAGGACUCUCAACCAUUUCUGAGAUGGGCACGUGAGAAGGGGCUUAAAGUAGGGCUUGUUAGCAAUGCAGAGUACCGGUAUCGUGAUGUUAUUCUGCCUGCCUUGGGUUUGAACCAGGGAACUGAGUGGGACUUUGGUGUAUUCUCUGGUAUGGAAGGCAUAGAGAAACCAGACCCGAAAAUUUAUGAGAUAGCACUCGAGAGGGCGGGGAAUCUUGCAGCGGGGGAGGUUCUGCACAUUGGAGACAGCAUGCGGAAGGACUAUGUCCCCGCAAAGAGCAUAGGCAUGCAUGCUUUGCUUCUGGAUAGGUUUAAGACUGCUGAGGCCGAGAAUUGGAGGAAAGCCGGCACCACGGUACUUCCAGACUUGGUUCAUGUUCAACAGCUGCUCCUGUCUGAUAAGUUUACUGUUUAACUGCUGAGACCUUUUCUUCUGUGAGCUCUUGUUCUUGAUGAAUCAAGGUUUUUCAUGGAUUUUUUUUCUUUUCUGUUCUUGGUAAAAGUAACAGUAGUGGGUAUUUUCCGGUUGCUUGGGGAAGAUUUUUUUUUUUUGGGCUCAGAAAGGUCACAGGCUUGAGGCUACUACUGCUGUUACCUUGGAAGAGUAAAAUCACUGUAUUUUCAUUUAAGUCACAGCUGAAAUAGAAGAAAUGAAAAUACUUUUUCUACAAAA